AAAAGAAGCAUCACUCCACUAUUUACAAUCGUCUUUAUCCACCCUUGCACCCUUUUCUUCCUCCCUUUCUUUCCCUCUCGCCGGAAUCUGACACAAUCCACCGGAAAACCACUUUCCCUUCCCAAGAUGUAACAAUGACAACCACGCCAACGACACCGCAACCACCGCCACAUUCAACAACAACCACAGUAAGAAAACUCAUCGUAGAAGUCAUCGAAGCUCGCGAUCUCCUCCCGAAGGACGGCCAAGGAAGCUCAAGCCCAUAUGUCGUAAUCGACUUCGACGGACAGCGAAAACGGACCCAGACCAAGAUAAGAGAUCUCAACCCUAUAUGGAACGAGCAGCUCGAAUUCCUGAUCGUCGAUCCGAAGACGAUGGAAGCGGAAGUGCUCGAUGUGGAGGUCUUCAACGAUAAGAGGAUCGGGAGCGGCGGAGGGAGUGGCCGUAAGAACCACUUCCUCGGCCGCGUCCGUCUUAACGGGACCCAGUUCCCAAAGAAAGGAAAUGAAGGGCUGAUAUUCUUCCCUUUAGAGAAGAAAAACAUACUUAGUUGGGUGAGAGGUGAAAUUGGGAUGAGAAUCUACUACGUCGAUGAAGUAAUCGAAGAGCAGAAUCCCGAUCCGCCGCCGCCGGAACCGGAGAAGAAUCCUCCGCCACCGCCGCCGGAGGUGGUGAACCCUCCGGUCCCAACGGAUACUGCUAUUGAGAUUCAAACUGUGCCGACGGUGAUCGUCGAAGAACCAGUGCAUUCGACUGUAGUCCAUUCGGAGCAGGGACCUGAUCAUCAGGCACCGCCGGAAUUUCCGCCGGAGGUGAGGAAGAUGCAGACGCCGCCGGCGGGGGAGCGGGUUAGGGUUCUGAGGAGACCGAACGGCGAUUUCGCGCCGAGAGUGAUAACAGGGAGAUUUACCAACGAGAAGACGGAGCGGGGUCAUGCCUAUGAUCUGGUGGAGCCAAUGCAGUAUUUGUUCAUACGAAUCGUCAAAGCACGCGGCAUAUCAACGGCUGAGAAUGCUUACGUGAAGAUCAGGACAGGGACCCACUCCGUACGGUCGAAGCCUGCGGCGUAUCAUAGACCGGGGGAAGCUCCUGGAAAUCCGGAGUGGCAACAGGUGUUUGCUCUGGCACAUAAUCGGACGGAUUCAGGUGCUGCGACACUGGAGAUUUCGGUUUGGGAUGGGCCCACCGAAUCUUUCCUUGGUGGGGUCUGCUUCGAUUUAUCGGACGUGCCGGUACGGGACCCGCCGGAUAGCCCGUUGGCUCCUCAAUGGUACCGGCUCGAGGGCGGAGAUGAGAUGAAUCCAGGUGGGCGUCAUGUUUCCGGCGACAUUAUGUUGUCGGUCUGGAUCGGGACUCAGGCCGAUGAUGCAUUUCCCGAGGCUUGGAAUUCCGACGCGCCGUACGUUGGCCACACACGAUCAAAGGUUUACCAGUCACCGAAGCUGUGGUAUCUACGGGUGAGUGUUAUCGAAGCACAAGAUCUGCACGUUGGUAUCGGUGGCCCACCUCCAGAUGUCCGUGUGAAGGCGCAGCUAGGAUCUCAGUCCCUGCGGACGCGCCGGUCCUCGAGCCAUCACAGCUCUUCAUUUUCCUGGCACGAGGACCUGAUCUUCGUCGCCAGCGAGCCGCUCGAGGAUCAGUUAAUAAUCCUCGCCGAGGAUCGGUCGAGCAAGGACGCAGCGCUGCUUGGCCACGUCAUGAUCGCAUUGGGAUCGAUCGAGCAACGGCUGGAUGAGCGACAGGUGGCGUCGAAAUGGUACGGGCUGGAAGGUGGGAGUAGGUCCGUGCAGCCAGGGGCGGGGUACUGUGGUCGGAUACAUCUCAGGCUUUGCUUGGAAGGGGGAUAUCACGUGCUGGAUGAGGCCGCGCACGUGUGUAGUGAUUUCCGUCCAACGGCCAAGCAGCUCUGGAAACCUCCCGUCGGCGUCCUCGAGCUGGGGAUUCUUGGCGCUCGAGGACUGCUGCCGAUGAAAACGAAAGGUGGGGCCAAAGGGGCCACCGAUGCCUAUUGCGUGGCCAAGUACGGGAAGAAAUGGGUCCGGACCCGAACCAUCACAGAUUGCUUUGAUCCACGGUGGAAUGAGCAGUACACGUGGCAGGUCUACGAUCCGUGCACCGUCCUCACCAUCGGCGUCUUCGACAAUUGGAGGAUGUUCGCUGACGUGGCGGAGGGGAAGCCCGACUACCGCAUCGGGAAAGUUCGGAUCCGGGUAUCAACGCUGGAGAGCAAUCGGGUCUACACGAACUCGUACCCGCUGCUCGUGCUCCUGCAGUCGGGUCUGAAGAAGAUGGGCGAGAUCGAGGUGGCGGUACGGUUCGGCUGCCCGGCUCUGCUGCCCGAGACCUGCGCGAUGUACGGGCAGCCGCUGCUACCGCGGAUGCACUACCUUCGUCCGCUGGGGGUGGCGCAGCAGGAGGCGCUGCGGGGCGCUGCCACAUGGAUGGUGGCCGCGUGGCUUGCAAGGUCCGAGCCACCGCUUGGAGUGGAGGUCGUGAGGUACAUGCUCGAUGCGGACUCGCACGCGUGGAGCAUGCGGAAGAGCAAGGCCAACUGGUUUCGGAUCAUGGCCGUGAUCGCGUGGGCCAUUGGAUUGGCGAGAUGGAUCGAUGACAUCAGACGGUGGAGGAAUCCCGUCACGACUGUGCUGGUGCACGUGUUAUACCUGGUGCUCGUGUGGUACCCUGAGCUAAUCAUCCCCACCGUUUUUUUGUACGUGUUCCUUAUCGGCGCAUGGUACUACCGAUUCCGGCCCAAGAUCCCAGCGGGCAUGGAUAUCCGUUUAUCACAGGCGGAUACCGUUGAUCCGGACGAGCUUGAUGAGGAAUUCGACAGUGUUCCGAGCUCGAAGCCGCCGGAGAUCAUCCGGACCCGGUACGAUCGGCUGCGGACGCUAGCGGCCAGGAUCCAGACCGUACUGGGAGAUAUCGCCACUCAAGGGGAGAGAUUGCAGGCGUUGGUUAGCUGGAGGGACCCACGGGCCACACGUCUGUUCAUCGGGGCAUGUUUGAUGGUGGCGAUCGUUCUCUACGUGGUCCCACCGAAGAUGGUGGCCGUUGCUCUCGGAUUCUAUUUCCUUAGGCACCCUAUGUUCCGGGACCCGAUGCCGCCCGCGAGUUUGAAUUUCUUCAGACGGCUUCCCAGCUUAUCUGAUCGGUUGAUUUAGGUGUGGGGCCCAGUUUUUUGAGGUGGGGUAUGUUUGUGGCCUGUGUACUCGCAGCUGUAACCUAUUAAAAAAAGAAAAAGAAAAAAAAGGCAAUAAUGACUACAUGUGAGAAAAGGGCUGGGGAUUAGUUGAAUUCAUUGACUAAGAAUAACAACAAGUGACUGUGGUUUUUCCUCCUGGAGUUGAUAAAAAGUUGAUACUCUGACAGAGUGUGAUAGUUGAUAUACAGGCGCUUAGAUAUGAUUUUGAAACUGCAUGUGUAAUGAAUGUAACCGAAUUUAAGCUGUCCUAUUUAUGGGUGACAGUUUAAAUGUAUCAUUAACUAAAAAUUAUACUUCUUUUUUA
Molecule: messenger RNA, 3509 nt
Organism: Magnolia sinica
Lineage: Eukaryota; Viridiplantae; Streptophyta; Magnoliopsida; Magnoliales; Magnoliaceae
Product: protein QUIRKY-like
Exons: 1
Coding region: 135-3164 (1009 amino acids)
Source: RefSeq, a predicted model, not a curated record